Molecule: messenger RNA, 1476 nt
Organism: Oxyura jamaicensis (ruddy duck)
Lineage: Eukaryota; Metazoa; Chordata; Aves; Anseriformes; Anatidae
Product: alpha-2-macroglobulin-like
Exons: 7
Coding region: 16-795 (259 amino acids)
Molecular function (GO): endopeptidase inhibitor activity
Source: RefSeq, a predicted model, not a curated record
CAGCUCUCAGGACCCAUGCGACCCGGGUGUGAAAGGGUCAGAAAGGUGUUUUGGCAAUGUUGGUCUUCAGCGCUCUGUGGUUCUCUCCUGUGUGUCACAUUUCAGCGUGCAGCUUUGAGAACUGUCACCAACACCGUCCUGAACAGCUCUAUGGCAUUCCAAACAGGGGCAGGACUGGAGAAGUAUGAACAGGAAGGUGAGAGAGAGCCCCAACCCUGGCAGGACGUAGCACCACGGAAGGAUUUUCCUGGGACGUGGCUGUGGGAGCUGGUCCCUGUGGGGGAGGAGGGCUCCGCGGAGGUGCCAGUGACAGUGCCCGAUGCCAUCACGGAGUGGACAGCUGGGAUGUUCUGCACGGCACCCAUGGGCUUGGGGCUGUCCCCUACCAUCACCCUCUUGACCUUCAAGCCCUUCUUCGUGGAGCUGGCGCUGCCCUAUGCUGUGACCCAGGGCAAAGCCUUCACCCUGGCCGCCACCGUCUUCAACUACCUGCGGCAGUCCCUGCGGGUUCGGGUGACGCUGGUGGAGUCAGCGGAGCUGGAGGUGUCAGUGAGUGCAGAUGGUGUGGAGGGCAGCUGCAUCUCGGGGUUCAACGCCAGGACCUUCUGGUGGGACGUGAAGGCCACCAACCUGGGGAAGGUGAACGUCACCGUCACCGCCCAGGCGCUGCGCUCCGAGGAGCUCUGCAACACCGAGGUGCCCGUGGUGCCGACGCAGGGGCAGGUGGACACCGUGACGAAAGUGCUGGGGGUGGAGGUGAACGCAGAGGCUUUAAAGCACAGAAGACCGAUGUGAAUGGAAAUUACAGAUGCCUGGCUCUUGUUCUGCUUCUGACCCCAUCGUACCCUCCAGGCAGCUGAGGUCUUGAGCCUCUUCCCACCCCUGCUUCAUCCCCUUCACCUGAGUCUGAAGCACUGUGCUUCAGACGAGGACUCCACGACCCACCAGUGUCCCCCUCCCUCUCCAGCAGCUCUGCUGUCCCCCGUGCUGCAGGGGCUGGUGGGGACCCUCUGCUGUGCUGUCCACUGGGGAGGCAUGGUUUUCCACGAGCAGAUGCUGGCAGAUCCCUUGGAGAAGGGAUCUGCCAGAGUGAGCAGGGGCAGUGGCUGGGCAGGGAGAGGAUGUGCCCCGGGCACAGCCUUGCCUCUGCUCCACCAGCCUGGAAAACAAAACAAAACAAACAAACAAAACAACCAACCAACCAAAAAAACAAAACAAAACAAAACAAACAAACAAACAAACAAACAAAAACAAGAAAGAAAAUAGAAGCACCAAAAUGUCUUUGCAAGAAAGCUCAUUUUCUUCAGGCUCUUUCCCAGCAUGCCUAGCCAGAGCCAGCUUCAUAUCUUAAGUACUGGCCCUUCGCAAAGAUGUCUCAACGACACUGUCUUCAUUAAUGAUGUGUAAAAGGGGCUGUAGCUUUAUUUGCAUCCAAUCUUCACUUUGUUUUGACAAAUAAAAAGCUGAAAUGAAAAC